Messenger RNA from Paramisgurnus dabryanus, 4319 nucleotides. The record is from RefSeq and is a predicted model, not a curated record. NCBI's taxonomy places the organism in Eukaryota, Metazoa, Chordata, Actinopteri, Cypriniformes, Cobitidae.
ACAGGUCAGCAUAUAGUGUCACUUCAGGUAAAAGUAAGAUUUGAAGAAAGCUAUUUUGUCCUAAAUACUUCAGGGAGAAAAAUGACCCUUCAAGACACAGGACAAACAUGGAAGUUCCUUAAAGGAUUGACUGUGGCUAUUCUGCUUAUGCAUGUUUGUGUGGUAAAAACACUUGAUUUCCGAGAAACAUGCAUCGAAUCACAGUUUGGCUACACAGAUUGGCUACAGCAUCAUAUAAAAAAAAGAGACACAGUAAAACCAACAACUACUACAACAACGACGACGACAACAAAAACAAAUUACACACUUCAAUCAAUACAUCCACUAUCAACAGUUUUGCAAAUGUCAAUGAGAAUAAAUCAAAUUUUUGAAACCAGUCUCACCAGCAAAGCUGAUCAGAAGUUCAAAUUCUAUGAAUAUCUCAUUAAAAUAGCAAUUGAAAAUAGUUACAAGAAUCUGCCUAACUACAUUCAAGGUUCAGUAAAUGUCAUUGGCUUCAGGUCUGGUAGUGGUAGCAUUAUAGUAGACUACACCAUUACUGCAAACAGCAGCAAUCUGGAUGUUACAGCCGCAAACACAGAGGUUAAUGACACUUUAGCAGCUGCAGGAAUCCCUUUAGCUCAGGACGCUUUUGCUGAAACGGUGGAAACAAUUUUGACAACCAAAGAUAAAUUGUAUCCCCUGCAAGAUGUGGAACUGAGGUGUACACGUCCAAAUUAUGUUGUGGGAACAAUUAAAUGGAGUGUGAAUGACAAAGAUCCUGCAGGAAACAGUGCAAAAUACACCAUUACAAACAAUGACAUCGGUAGCAAUCUUAUUGUAAAAGCUGUAAGUGAAAGUGACAAUGGUAGAUACUCUUGUAUAAUAGAAAGGUCCACAUUACCUUACAUUCAGUGGCAAACAGUAUCUAUUGAACCACUUCCUAAUAUUUAUUUGGACAAAACUUAUAUACAGCUUCAGUGUCAAGGCCAGACUGUCAAACUUACAUGCUGUGCAAAUGGUUAUCCGGUUGAGUGGUCUGGGAUUCCUGAUGAUGAUGAAGUGAUAAAUUCAGCAUCAGGAUUUGGCUGUAUUACAUUACAACAUAAAAUAUUAAGCACAAAUUGUGGGUCUAAAGAAAUCUUCACAUGCCGACUAAAGGACAUGCCAGAAUUACAAACAUUUUAUUAUAGCAGCAGGACAGUCCAAGUUCAGACAGUCAGAGAGUAUGACUGUAUAAAUGACAUGCUUGGAGUUGGAAAAAUAGGUGACAUUGUAACAGGAUUGUGUGAAAAAGGCCUGGAAGGCUUCAUAACUUAUGAAUGUAAACAGACAGCAGAUCUCAAAGGUGUCUGGACAGUAGUACAGAGAAAUACUGUUGUUCAAGCUAUCAAAGACCUUGAGAGGAGAUCUGAGGUUUUAUUUGUGGAUGAGAUUCCAGAAUUUAUGACAGAUCUCAGUAACACUGCAGUGCAGAGUAAUACUGUGAUAACACAAUCUGCGGACACUGUCAAAACCAUUGUUGACAUACUUAACACAAUUGCUAGUAUCUCACAAACUAUUACCGUCAGUCAACCUGUGAUGGAGGAUUUUCUUAAAACAGUGAACAUCAUUGUAUCAGAUGCAUCUAAAAACACAUGGACAGAAUUGAACAAUGACAACAAAACAGAAAACAAGGGCACUGAACUUCUUCAAGCUAUUGAGACUAUAAGUGAUCGGCUCUCUGAUGACGAAUAUAUAAUUAUGGAAACCUCCAUUCAAUUACAUAGAAAAACAAUUACAAACUCAUUCACUGAAACAUCUUCACUGGAAAACUCAACUACUAAGAUUAUUAUACCAAAUGUUCUUAAACUGACCCUCAUAACCAUUAUUAUCUUCACAAAGCUUGACAAUGUUUUACCAACUCGAAAUACUUCUAAUAAUAACAACAAGACCUCAGAAAACUACAUCAAUGGAGACGUGGUUGUUGUUAGGGUUAAUAAAGCAAUUAGCAACAUUUUAUUUACUUUUGAUACUACAAAUACAUCAUUGAAAAAUCCUCAGUGUGUCUUUUGGAACUUUUCUCUGGACCAUUGGGAUUCCACUGGAUGUAAAGUCAAGGGCUCAGCGAAUAACAUGGUUACAUGUGAAUGCGACCACACAACCUCUUUUUCAAUCCUGAUGUCUGCAAUUGAUAACCCAGCCUUAGCCUAUAUAACAUAUAUUGGUGUAGCUAUUUCAAUAGCCAGCUUGAUUCUGUGCCUCAUCAUUGAGAUAAUUGUGUGGAAGUCAGCAACAAGAAAUGACACGUCGUACAUGCGUCAUGUCUCCGUAGUCAAUAUUGCUGUUUCACUGCUGAUCGCAAACAUCUGUUUUAUCAUCGGCGCUGCAAUUGCAGAACAAGAGCAGCCAACAUCAGUGGAUCGUUGCAGUCCAGUGGUUUUCUUCAUGCACUUUUUUUACCUGGCUGUUUUUUUCUGGAUGUUCAUUUCAGCACUUUUGCUUCUUUACCGCACUGUCAUCGUUUUGUCUCAAUUGUCCAGAGCUAAUAUGAUGGUUAUUGCCUUCACUGUUGGUUAUUGUGCACCUCUGCUCAUAGCGGUUAUUACUGUCGCAUCCACAGCUGGACCUCAACACUAUGUGUCAAAAGAAAAUGCAUGUUGGCUGAACUGGUUUGAAUCUAAGGCCCUGCUGGCAUUUGUGAUUCCAGCUCUGACUAUUGUUGCCUUUAAUCUCCUGGUUUUGAUUGUAGUUGUGAGGCGGAUGAGAGGGAUUGGUGCAAAUGAGAAACACACUCUUGUAGUCAUUAUCCAAUGUGUGGCCAUUCUGACUCCAAUCUUUGGUCUAACAUGGGGAUUUGGCAUUGGAACCAUGGUGUCACGUGACUUUAGCAUUCAUGUGGUGUUUGCAAUCUUCAAUUCACUGCAGGGAUUUUUUGUUUUGGUGUUUGGAACACUUUCAGACAGAAAGGUCCGAGAGUCACUGCCAACAAAGCUGUUAUUACAGAAUCUCAGUUCCAAUGGUACCAGGAGCAAUAAUCCAGAAAGUGAACUCUCGCAAAGGAUAAAUGUGAGCAGUAUAUAUGACGCAAGGAGUGUCUCAUCAUAUUCAUCUUCUAACAGCUCCACUGCAUCACACACCUUCAUGAAUCGAUAAACAACUGUAUUGACUUAGUUUUAUUUAAAGGCAUUGAUUUGCUAUUUAUGUUUUGAGAUAAAUAUGUGAAGUAGUUUUUGGUUUUAUUAUAUAAUGCACUUUGAAUCAUGUUGUUAACAGUAUGUCUAUGAGCAGAUAAAUCUAGGGGACAAUGGGUCUAGUUGUCACAGUCUUUACUAGUUCACUAAGUAAUUUCUGUUAAGCUGAAGUUCUACACAUAACGUUCUUUGCUACGCAAGAAAGUGCCACUAGUGCACUUUUAUAUACAGAACAGAACAGAGCUUUUGGGAUAGAUGUUGGGGGCAGUUCUGGUUAGAGAGUCAGGCUUGUAAUCCAAAGGUCUCAGGUUUGAGUCUCACAGCUGGCAGUUUGUGACUAAGGUACCCUUGUGCAAGGCACAUUUUCCCCAUUUGCUCCCCAGUGAUAGCUGCCCACUGCUCCAGGUGCAUGUGUGUUCAUGACUUGCAAUGCAUGUGUUUACUACUUACUGGGAUUGGUUAAAUGCAGAGGUCACAUUUCAAAUAUGGGCUAAACACGUGAAGUUUACCUUCACUUUGAUACCAACAAACAAAAUGCAUUUAUGUAAUUGAACUUUCAACCCUCAAAUCAUUACUGUGAACCUUGUGAUAGCCUUGUUAACUUAAUCUCCAAAUCUAAAUCAGAUGUUAUGUAUUUUCUUUUUACUGAAUUGUACAAAAUUUACUCAAAUUGACAGUGCUAAAUGUUGAGGCUAGACUGAGGCUUUUCAAUUGGACAAAUUGCAUCCUAUAUUCUUAUUUUAUUUUGCUUGGAUUAAAAUAAACAAAAAUGAAAGAUAUGGCUCCUUCCUCACCAAUAAUGGUGCAUAUCAAUUUGGAAGACAAACACAUCAUAUUAAGCUAAUCAUGGACACUUAAAUAUGGUGGAUAUAAAAAAAAUGGAUAGGAAUUAAAACUAACAGUCACAGGAUUCAGGAUUAUUUGCAAGGUAAAAUGUUUUCAGUUGUGUUUAUAUCACAUCUACAGUAUGUCCUGUUUGUUGCAUUAAAACUUUGCCGAUAAGUAAAACAAAUUACAAUCAGAUGAUACUUAGGUAACUGCAAUAUAUUGGUCUUUCCCUACUUUCAGAUAUUUCAUUAGACCAGAAAUGACCAGAAUGGGUUAGUUUAUUAAACAUAUUUUUAACGUACCAAAGUUGCUUUGGAACAUGCUAUGGAACAUUAAACA